AAUUUACGGAAAAGAAAGUAUUCGGUAGUUGUCAAGAUUGUAAAACUUGCCCUAAUAUUUGCGAUACUUGCCAAAUUAAAGUUAACGAUAGGCAAGAGGAAGUAAAACAAAAAUUUCAAACUGAUCCUGAUUACGCUGUUAAAAUAACGGCAGAAUUUGUCAAAGUGGAAGUAUCAAAAGAAUACCCUUUACUAAUUAAAGAAACCUGA
Molecule: messenger RNA, 209 nt
Organism: Racocetra persica
Lineage: Eukaryota; Fungi; Glomeromycota; Glomeromycetes; Diversisporales; Gigasporaceae
Source: the annotation of a GenBank genome assembly